This is a messenger RNA of Hirsutella rhossiliensis, 612 nucleotides long. Its product is annotated as Endonuclease/exonuclease/phosphatase. Lineage: Eukaryota; Fungi; Ascomycota; Sordariomycetes; Hypocreales; Ophiocordycipitaceae. The record is from RefSeq and is a predicted model, not a curated record. Bases 1 to 612 code for a protein of 203 amino acids. The transcript has 3 exons.
AUGGGACAGGAGACGUACCGAUGUGGUUUUGGCGGGGACUUCAACCGCCACGACCUCCUCUGGGGCGGAGAUGAAGUGUCGGACGAGGAGAGCACCAUCGACUUGGUGCUGGCAUCGGCGGAACUGGCGGACGAGUUGACAUCCUGCGUGAUUCAUCCAACAGAGCACGGAUCAGACCAUAGAGCGAUCCAGACGACCUUCGACAUUCGAGUGCCGGAGCGUACCUUUCCGCAGCGCCUGAUGCUCAAGAACGCGCCGUGGAUCGCCAUCGCAACCAGGGUCGAGGACGAGCUUCGGCCUCUUCCGUGGACUGUGGGGGUGCAGACGCAGGCGGAUCAGCUCAUGCGGGUGGUCACCAAGGCGCUUCGAGAUCUGACUCCUCGAGCCCAGCCGCUGCCAUACGCGAAGCGAUGGUGGACAAAGGACCUGACGCGACUCCGUCGGACGUACACGUAUUGGCGCAAUCAAGCAAGGGCGCAGCGAAGAGCCGGUCAAUCGCGUCCGGAUCUGGAGCAGCGCGCCAAGGAGGCUGCGAAGGAGAGCAACAUCUGGAGGGCUGCCAAGUAUCUGAAGCCUGGUACGGAGAUGACGGAUGACAAGGUGCCCCGCUGA